Molecule: messenger RNA, 3889 nt
Organism: Scatophagus argus
Lineage: Eukaryota; Metazoa; Chordata; Actinopteri; Scatophagidae
Gene: lnx2b
Product: ligand of numb-protein X 2b
Exons: 10
Coding region: 511-2592 (693 amino acids)
Molecular function (GO): protein binding; ubiquitin-protein transferase activity; metal ion binding
Source: RefSeq, a predicted model, not a curated record
ACACUGUAGCAGAGAGCAGUGUUGUGUGUACACCUGCGCGCACUUCUUCCUGUACAAGUAUGUUUGCUCGAAACUGGGAAAGUAGCCCAACCUCCGCCUGCAAGCUGAACUACACCUGGGACGGCGGAGUGUGAUAAUAAGACUACACCGACAGCAAUGCGGUAAAAUAACAACAAUCAUAAUAACAGUAAAUGUCAGGAAACCUCGGCGGCGUGGAUGUUCUCCAGUCUUUGGACAGUUUUAAAAUCGUUUUUUUUUUCAGACUUCACUGUGGUCUCUUUGUUUUAGCUAGCGUCACAUUAGCUGCUUCCGGAAAACGCAACCUUCACACAGAAAAUCAAGAUGAAGACAUGGAGAUAACAUUUCUGACUCUGGAUCAUCGCUUCACAGUUCCAGUGGAUUUUGGACAUGCAGACAUAGUAUUGUUGAAAUAUACCAUACACAGUUUUUAAGGACAUAAGAGGGCACAUCUAUUCCAGAGCCAGAGUUUGGGCUGAACUCAGUCAGUCAAUGGCUACAACAGAAACCAAAGUUGCCGGCAGCGGUUGCUCUGUGGGUCUGUCGUGGGCACGGGUCUGUAAGGAAUGCGGCCAGCAGCAUGAAGGCCUCGAAAGCCACUUGUAUGAGUACCAGGAUGAUGUGGAUGAUGAACUGGUUUGCCACAUAUGUCUGCAACCCCUUAUCAGACCUAUGGACACCCCCUGUGGCCACACCUAUUGCUUUCAUUGUCUGAGCAACUUCUUGAAGGAGCAGGACUUCUGCCCCGUGGACCGCCAGCGGCUGCAGUUACACCAGUGCCGUCCUUCCAGCCUGCUGGUCAGGAACCUGCUGGACAAGCUGACUGUGAUGUGCCCCCACAGUGCAGAGUGUAAGCAGCAGAUGCAACGCUGUGAACUGCAGCCUCACCUGCACAACAGAUGCCCUGCUUUUAGAAGACUGAGGGAGGAAGCAGAGAAGAGGAAGAGGCCCUCAUGGAACGAGCUAAAGGGACGUAAGGGUGACGGGGAGUCGUCCGGUGACGCUAAACAUUCAGCAUCUCUGUCCCGAAAUCCCACCCGAGAUCAGCCCGAGCCCGGGCUCAUUAAUCCUGCCUAUGAAGAAAGUGAGGAUGACAACACCCCUCUGCGGUCCAGUCUGGUGGCCGAAGCCAACGUAGUGGAGCUGUUCAGAGAGGAGCCGGAAGAGGAUCUGGGCCUCCGGAUCGUGGGGGGGAAAGACACACCGCUGGGGAACAUAGUCAUCCAGGAGAUUGUCAGGGACUCUCUAGCAGCUCGUGAUGGCAGACUGGCCCCAGGGGACCACAUCUUAGAGGUGAAUGACAUCAGUUUGGCUUCGGUUCCCCACGCCCGAGCCAUCGCAGUGCUGCAGCAGCCUUCGCUCCUCAGGCUCACCGUUAUGCAGGAGAAAGGCUUCAAAUCAAGGGAUCCUCGAUCUGAUCAUCUGAGCACCACCUCCACUUCUUCCCAACCCUGUCACAGUCCCCACGGCAACGCAACCUCCAAUCACAAUCCGGGCACAGUCCUGCAGGUGACGCUAAUGAAGGGUCAGCGCAGCGAACCACUCGGCAUCAAACUCAUUCGCAAAUCGGAUGAGAGUGGAGUUUUCAUUCUAGACCUGCUGUCUGGUGGUUUAGCAGCCAAAGAUGGAAAACUGAGGAACAAUGACAAGGUGCUGGCCAUCAAUGGACACGACCUGAGACAUGGGACACCUGAGAGCGCUGCCAAUAUCAUACAGGCGAGCGAGGUGCGUGUGAACUUUGUGGUGAUGAGACAUGCAGAAACCCCCGAGGAAGGAGGCAGCAGCAGAGACGGACAACACGGCAGAGCAGCCAGGAGGCCUGAGCCGCAGUACUUCAGGCGCUCGUCCACCUACGUGAAGGAUCCUCCAGGUGGGUUUUCCAGCCAGGAGAAGACUGUGAGCCUGAAAAAGGAGCCUCGGCUCUCCCUGGGCAUCACCAUUGCCGGGGGCAGGGACUGUCGCAGCCGCCUGCCGGUUUACAUCACGAGUGUACAGCCUGUCGGCUGUCUGCACCGAGAUGGCACCAUCAAAAGAGGUGACGUUCUGCUGAGCAUCAACGGUGUUGAUCUGACCCAGCUGACCUACAAUGAGGCGGUUUCUGCGCUCAAGACUCAGACAGCUCAGUCCCAGGUGGUGCUCCGCGUCAUCCAGACCCUCUCAGAGGACUUGUCAGAGGACACCGAGGCUGCCAACAAGGACGAACUGGACACUAUGGACGACCUACGAGACGACGCCCUAAAUUGGACGCCGCUGUGGACUCGCUGGCUGGGAUUACCAAGUCACAUGCACUGGUGCCGGGACAUCGUCCUGCAUAAAACCAACAACGAGAGCUGGGGCUUCAGCAUCGUGGGAGGCUACGAGGAGAGCCACGGCCAGCAGCCUUUCUUCAUCAAAACCAUUGUGCCGGGUACACCUGCUCACUUUGACGGACGCCUCAAGUGCGGUGAUGAGAUAGUGGCGGUGAACGGAGCCACAACAGUGGGAAUGAACAACUCUUCUCUCAUCCCUAUGCUCAAGCUGCAGAAGAAUAAAGUCACGCUGACUGUGGUGUCCUGGCCUGGGAGUCUCGUGUAGUAAAACACAGUUUUCUUACUAUCAUCCACACAGCUGAUCACAUGCACAAACAGAUCAUUGCCCUGUUCUCACUGUCCCCACCAUAUGUAGCUCACUGUUAGGUUACAUUUUUUUGGUAUAUCUUUUGGUCAGUUUGUUGGCUUGGUAAUAGAGAGCGCAGGUACUUAAAAAAAACAUGAUGUGUACAGUGGAAAUGAAGCAUAAGUCUCAGCAGGUUUGUGUUUGUUUCAGAGUCCUCACGCACUCUUAGAGCAGAUGAUUGCACGAAAUGAGUUUAAUCAGGGUGCAGAAAUGAUGACAAUCAGUGAAUUACUGUGUAUUUUAAGGGCAAACUGGAAGGAUAGUAGUUUUUUAAUAGGCUAACUUUUUAAUCUUUUUAUGUACAUUUGCUUUCCUGUUAAAUAAUAUCAUUUGUUCUUCCUGACUUGCGUCAAGUGACUCGCACAAACAGCAUCCAAAGAUGAAAUGUAUUGCUUACAAUACACGUAGAAAGUUGCGAUGAAGAAUUAUAAACGACUACAUGUAACAAAAUGGCUGCUGACUGCACAGAGCGACGCCAAAGACAGAAAAGUCAUCCUGUUCGGCGCCUUUUGUCCCGCCAGUGUGAGCAUCAACUGUACUUGCAUUGCUCAUUCAAAACAUGCAGUAUAGUGACAUAAACAAUAAAAUCAACAGCUGUGUUGUUGUAGAAAUUGACAUUUUGACAAGGAGGUUGUUGAAAAGCCAAAGAAAAAAAAAACUCACUUUUGGUUUCACUUUUUAGCUGUGGCAGAUAAAAAGUCUGAAAUAUCUGAGGUUCGGUCCUAUCGAAGCUAAUAAAGAUAAUUAAUAAAAUCUUACAUGCUCCUAAACUUAGGAAACCUGCACAACUGUUUAAUAAAAGUUGAAACUGGUCCAAAUUUAUUUACAGGAAAUGAACUUGGAUACGUUUAUGUUGUUACUGAAGCAAAUAAUUCUGUGUUUGGUCUUAAUCAGAAGUGUUGAAUGAAUCUGUAAAUUCCACAGUCAACAGCUUUUGAUUUCUUAAUUGGUACAUGUCCAUUGACAUGCACUCUGUAUUUAUUUUCCAUAUGAAAGAUAUGCUCACACUGAAGGACAAACCAGAAAGUAUACUUGCCUUAAAUCUCCACUGUUCUAAAUUGUAUUUCCUCUCAUUAAAUACAGUUUAUAGGCCUUGUUCACUUACGGUUGUGUUACCUCACUACCACAUUCCCAGUGGCCUUUCGAGUACUUUCUGUGGUUGUGUGUAUUAGCAAGUCUACUGUUUCAUUAUGUUGAAUAAAAUCAUAACAAGUCA